Scatophagus argus is the source of this 2114-nucleotide messenger RNA. RefSeq names its product prostaglandin D2 receptor 2-like. Gene Ontology annotation, biological process: positive regulation of cytosolic calcium ion concentration; complement receptor mediated signaling pathway; phospholipase C-activating G protein-coupled receptor signaling pathway. Gene Ontology annotation, molecular function: G protein-coupled receptor activity; complement receptor activity. The record is from RefSeq and is a predicted model, not a curated record. Bases 146 to 1279 code for a protein of 377 amino acids. The transcript is spliced from 2 exons. Gene Ontology annotation, cellular component: plasma membrane. Lineage: Eukaryota; Metazoa; Chordata; Actinopteri; Scatophagidae.
AACUAAUACUGAUGUUUCAGUAUUUCAUGUAGAUAAAAACUCUUGGAAAUUGGGAUUUCAUUCAGCUUUAUUUAAUCAGGAAAUCUGACUUCAGUUAAUCUUGUGCAGGAGAGUCACCACACACAGUAGAAGCACACCCUCCAGGAUGAUGUUCUGUCUUCUCAACCAGAAGGAAAAUUUCACCAAGAGCCCAUCAUACCCAGCAGAGAAUUUCACUUCUUUGAGUUAUUUUACCAUUUCCCUGCAUGGAUUAUUCUCUUCCAUUGGCAUCAUAGAAAACCUCAUCAUCCUUGGAGUAGUGGGUUUCCAUGUCCGUCGCUCGGUUAUCAGCGUCUGGAUCCUGAACCUUGCAGCUUCUGAUCUAUUGGCCACCUCUAGCCUCCCCUUCUUCACCCUCUACAUGGCCAAAGGUCACACCUGGACAUUGGGAACAACCUUCUGCCGCAUUAACUCCUCCAUCUUCUUUCUCAACAUGUUUGUCAGUGGCUUCCUGUUGUCGGCCAUUGCUCUCGACCGCUGCCUGGUGGUUUUGAGACCCGUCUGGGCUCAGAACUAUAGGAAUGUUCAACUAGUAGGGAAGAUAUGUGGGGCGAUUUGGGCUUUGGCUGUGCUCUGCACUAUUCCCUUCUACAUAUUCCGUGACACCAUUCCCCUAAAUGGCAAGAUUCUGUGUUACUACAAUUAUGCUCAAUUCCUCCCUAAUCAGCCGUAUGACCUGGCAUCUUUAUGUAAGCAGCGCAAGGAGUCCUUGGCCUUAAUGAAGCUUUUUCUAGCCUUCCUGAUCCCUCUGCUCAUCAUCAUCUUCAGCUAUGCUGCUGUGAACAAUUACUUGCUGCGCAGAGGCUGCCGACGGCCUUUCCGAUUUGUUCGACUUGUUGUAGCUGUGGUGGUCAUCUUUGUAGUCUGCUGGGCUCCGUACCACUUGUUCAUCAUCAUGGAGGUGAUGGCUCCCAGUGGGCAUCCUGUUCAGAUAUUUGCAAGCCAGGCCCUUCCAAUUUCCUCAACCAUUGGCUUCCUUAACAGCAUCCUUAACCCCAUUCUUUAUGUGUUCAGCUGCCCUGACCUCUGCAGUAAGAUAAGACAUUCUCUGGGUGCGGUGAUGGAGAGUGUCCUGGUAGAGGAUCUGGCAGAACUGGCCCGACGCCGUAGCACUCUUCGCAGCAGUGUCAGCACAACCGAGAUUACAUUGAAACAGAUAAAUAAUUCUGUUCCAAGCUUGUCACCUAAAGUAGACGUGCAAGAGCAGGAUGAAAGUCUUGUUGAGCUUGCUCAGAACUGAAUGAAAAUCUACCAUAAUUUUUCUAAUAGUGGUCAUGCUUUUGUUUAACUUCAGCUGUACAGAGAAAUCUUCAUUUAAAAUAUUUUUUGGUGUUGUAGUUUGUAGUUUUCUAACUGUAUCAUAUGUUUUUUUGAUGUACACCACUUUGACUUUGCUUUUGAUGCUGUUUGUUGUGGAUAUAAAUGUGAAACUCAAUCCACGCUUACCUGUUGAAUUCAUAAGUUGAAGAUAAUUAUAAUCAUUAUAAUUAUAAUUAUAAUCAAGAUGUAAAAUGUAACAAGUUCAAUUGUUUUCAAAAGACAGCAGAAUCCACUAAACUUUGUACUACUGAUGGAAUUACUGGUGACAAAUUAAAUUACACUGAAUUUAUUUUAUGAUCUUUCAGAGUAUAAAUCAGUCCGUCCCUUUUCAAUAGUUUCAAUCAGGUCUUUCUUAAUAGUAGGAUUUUUUUUUCUUCAGUUACAACAUAAACUAUUAUAUUAUAAGCGUGAUAGAAUCCUAGCUUUGAUUUCAAAAUGUGUGUUGCCAUGUGUGUUUGUGAUCUGAUAAACUGAUAUAAUCCCAAGAGCAUUAAAGGAUUUAUUCAGCAUACAGUGUGUGCUGAAUGUUUGACCUCCACAUAAAUGACAGCUGCAACAAAGCAGACUGAAUGAUUUUUAAUUUUGACUUGGAUGCUUGAUUGAUGUAAAUGUUUGAUUAAGAGACAUAUACAUUAUUGCUUCUCUUUAGUUUAUAGCUUUGUAAUAGUAUGGACAAGUGAUGUCGCUCACUAGCUGUAGGGGCUAACAUGAGCAGCAAUCCCAUUGUGUUUAUAAUAAAGAAUAGAUUCAUGUUG